Molecule: messenger RNA, 607 nt
Organism: Candoia aspera
Lineage: Eukaryota; Metazoa; Chordata; Lepidosauria; Squamata; Candoiidae
Gene: PPIH
Product: peptidylprolyl isomerase H
Exons: 9
Coding region: 51-584 (177 amino acids)
Biological process (GO): protein peptidyl-prolyl isomerization; protein folding
Cellular component (GO): intracellular membrane-bounded organelle
Molecular function (GO): peptidyl-prolyl cis-trans isomerase activity
Source: RefSeq, a predicted model, not a curated record
GCGCUAGGCCCCGGGGCAGCCUUUCCGCUUCCGAGUCAGAGGUGGUCGCCAUGGCGGUGCUGGCCUCCAACCCCAACAACCCUGUGGUGUUCUUCGAUGUCACCAUAGGCGGCCAGGAGGUCGGCCGCAUGAAGGUGGAGCUCUUCGCCGACGUGGUGCCCAAGACGGCGGAGAACUUCAGGCAGUUUUGCACGGGUGAAUUCAGGAAAGAUGGCGUUCCGAUCGGCUACAAAGGCAGCACCUUUCACAGGGUUAUAAAGGAUUUCAUGAUCCAAGGAGGCGACUUUGUGAAUGGAGACGGCACCGGAGUGGCCAGCAUCUACCGGGGGCCCUUUGCCGAUGAGAACUUUAAACUGAAGCACUCUGCACCUGGCUUGCUCUCCAUGGCCAACAGCGGUCCCAGCACCAACGGCUGCCAGUUCUUCAUCACGUGCUCCAAGUGCGACUGGCUGGACGGGAAGCACGUGGUUUUCGGUAAAAUAAUUGAUGGACUACUAGUCAUGAGAAAAAUUGAAAACGUGCCCACCGGGCCAAACAACAAACCAAAAUUGCCAGUAGUGAUCGCCCAGUGUGGAGAGAUGUAGCCGGGGAGCCCCAGGUACGUGCC